AGGGAGUCAAAGUUUUUGAUUAAUUUACCCAUCUAUUUUUAUUACAUUCCAUAAUUGCCCGUAGAUGAAAAAUAAAGAAUACAAUUGUGCCUCCCCUGCUUCCAGACUCCUACUCGGUGUGCUCGCUAUCGCUCCCGCCGUGUGUCGACCCAGCGUCGUCAUCUAGCUAUUGUGUUUUCAUCAAUCGUUCUCCGAUUUAGAUGUGUUUUUACCUCUGAAGAGAGCUUACCUGGAUAAUGGCCUCUGGAGCUAUUUUGAAGAGGAGAAGACUUAUUGAUCAUUAUGUUAAUAUCUGUGCACGUUCAAUUACAAGUUCUCAGUGGCAUGUUAUUGCCGUAGAAAAUUUGAAUCCACAUCUUCUUCAAACCUCUUCUUUGAACGUGCCUGCAAAUUUCAAGUACAUAAAAGAUUAUGAAAGAAUAUCAUUGCCCAAGGAGGAAUCGUUCAACCUCUCUGCACUGGGACAAUAUAGACAAAGAUGCUAUGAAAUAACAAGAUCUUUUCACUCUGAUCGUAGAUCGGUAUCCACUACCUUGAUAAGUAUCAGAUGGUUGUCACAAUCUUUGCAUAGUUUUUCCACUGCAGCUGCUAAACAACCUGAACCUGGUAGUGAUGAUGAGAAAAGUGAUGAAACGGUUGCUAAGAAGAGGAAAGAAGCAUCUCCAGAGGAGUGUGAUCAAGCUGUUGAAGGUUUAAGCACUGCAAAAGCUAAAGCAAAGGCAAAACGUUUGCAAGAGCCUCAAAAAGUUUUUCAAACUAUUUUAAGGCGAUUGUGGGCUGUGAUUUUGGGGAUUGCUCCUGCUUUCAGAGCUGUAGCAUCUAUGAGCAGGGAGGACUGGGCCAAGAAACUUGUCCAUUGGAAAGGGGAGUUUGUAUCAACGUUGCAACACUACUGGUUGGGUUUCAAGCUGUUGUGGGCAGAUGUGAGAAUUAGUUCUAGAUUGUUGUUGAAACUUGCUGGCGGGAAGAGUCUCUCUAGAAGGGAGAGGCAACAACUGACACGGACCACUGCUGACAUUUUUAGGCUAGUUCCUUUUGCAGUUUUCAUCAUAGUUCCCUUUAUGGAAUUUUUGCUGCCAGUAUUUCUGAAGUUAUUCCCCAACAUGUUGCCAUCAACCUUUCAAGACAAAAUGAAAGAACAGGAAGCAUUAAAAAGGAGACUCCAUGCUAGAAUAGAGUAUGCAAAGUUCCUCCAAGAUACGGUCAAAGAAAUGGCAAAAGAAGUUCAAAACUCGCGUAGUGGAGAAAUAAAGCGAACAGCCGAAGAUCUUGAUGAGUUUUUGAACAAGGUUAGAAGAGGUGCCCGUGUCUCUAAUGAUGAAAUUCUGGGCUUUGCUAAGUUGUUUAAUGAUGAACUUACUCUAGAUAAUAUUAGCAGGCCACGGUUGGUCAAUAUGUGCAAGUACAUGGGAAUCAGCCCUUUUGGCACUGAUGCAUACUUGCGUUACAUGCUACGAAAACGCCUACAGAGGAUUAAGGAAGAUGAUAUGUUAAUUCAAGCAGAAGGUGUGGAUUCUCUUUCAGAAGCUGAACUUCGUGAAGAUUGUAGAGAGCGAGGCAUGCUUGGGUUGCUUUCUGUUGAAGAAAUGCGCCAGCAGCUUCAGGAUUGGUUGGAUUUAUCACUGAAUCACUCUGUACCAUCAUCUCUUUUGAUACUUUCUAGGGCAUUUACCGUGUCUGGGAGGUUGAAGCCAGAAGAAGCUGUUCAGGCUACGCUUUCUUCUCUUCCAGAUGAAGUGGUAGAUACUGUUGGUGUUAUUUCUUUACCCUCUGGGGAUUCAGUCUCAGAGAGGAGGAGGAAAUUGGAGUUCCUUGAAAUGCAGGAAGAACUUAUUAAGGAGGAGGAAGAAAGAGAAGAGGUGGAGCAGGCAAAAAUGGAGUCCAAAUCUGGUCAAGACAAUAUGGCCUUGAAAGAGAUUAAUAUUUCCACAGCUUUGGAAGCACAACAACUUGCUAGAGCCAAGGCAUUGGAAAAGCAAGAGCAGCUGUGUGAAAUCAGUCGCGCGUUGGCUGUUUUAGCUUCUGCAUCUUCAGUUAGUAGAGAGCGAGAAGAAUUUCUGAGGCUUGUUAAUAAAGAGAUAGAACUUUAUAACAGCAUGGUAGGAAAAGAUGGUACAACUGAUGGAAAAGAUGCCUUGAAGGCAUAUAAAGCUGCACGAGAGGAACAUGAGCAUGCUACGGAGUUGGAUGAACGGGAUGAGGUGUCCUCGGCACUCAUAGAAAAAGUUGAUGCUAUGCUUCAAAAUCUUGAGAAGGAAAUAGAUGAUGUUGAUGCAAAAAUAGGUGAUCGUUGGAGACUGCUUGAUAGAGAUUAUGAUGGGAAAGUGACUCCUGAUGAGGUAGCAACAGCUGCAAUUUACUUGAAGGAUACUUUGGACAAGGAGGGAAUUCAAGAACUCAUAAGCAAUCUUUCUAAAGAUAGAGAUAAAUCGUUUCUGCAGUCGCCCUACUUGGUUCAUACUUCAAUUGGAAUACGAUCAGAUGGGAAAAUUUUUGUUGAAGACAUAGUCAAACUGGGCAGUUGGAAAGAUGGCAAUGCAGCUGAAGAUGGGACAGUUUAGGGUAAUAUCUUCAUUCCAGCUUCUGAUAGAUCUUGCUAGGUUACCUCCUUGCUAUAACAAUGGUGCAGGAAUGACGUUCAGAAUCAUUAUUCUUGUUCAUUGUAUGCACAAGCGGUAUAAGUGGAGCUGUAAGAUGGAAAAUUUAAAUCGUCUACUAGCUUGUAAAUUUAUAGUAGCUGGUAAAUCAAACUUAUACACAGCAUUAUGGCUUCAUGGCUUUAUUGACUAUCUCAAUACUUGCAAAUGAAAAAUAAUCCCAAUACAUAUUUUCUUUCAUUUGAACGUAAA
Messenger RNA from Prosopis cineraria, 2849 nucleotides. RefSeq lists its product as uncharacterized. The coding region runs from base 237 to 2561 and encodes 774 amino acids. The record is from RefSeq and is a predicted model, not a curated record. Gene Ontology annotation, cellular component: mitochondrial inner membrane. Gene Ontology annotation, biological process: intracellular monoatomic cation homeostasis. Gene Ontology annotation, molecular function: calcium ion binding; ribosome binding. The transcript has 16 exons. Lineage: Eukaryota; Viridiplantae; Streptophyta; Magnoliopsida; Fabales; Fabaceae.